Branchiostoma floridae (Florida lancelet) is the source of this 972-nucleotide messenger RNA. Its product is annotated as zinc transporter 2-like. Gene Ontology annotation, molecular function: zinc ion transmembrane transporter activity. The record is from RefSeq and is a predicted model, not a curated record. Gene Ontology annotation, cellular component: plasma membrane. Gene Ontology annotation, biological process: response to zinc ion; zinc ion transmembrane transport. Lineage: Eukaryota; Metazoa; Chordata; Leptocardii; Amphioxiformes; Branchiostomatidae.
AUUUCCGCGAGAGCUCGACUUUGGUGAGGUCGCGGAGACCCUGGGCAAGGUUACUGGUGUGGUCCAAGUUCAUGACCUGCACGUCUGGAUACUGUGUGAUCAUCACUUCGUCCUCACCUCACACAUAGUCAAAGACCCUUCGGCAGACUCCCAGGAGAUUUUGCGGGAGGCCACGGCGCAAGUCAACCUGGAGUACGAUAUCCAACACGUGACCCUGCAAGUCGAGGACUUCCACCCCACCAUGAAAACAUGCGACAACUGCCGACUUCCCGUAGGCUGAGUGUUUUACUCAAAGAUAUAUGAAAUAAUAUUCAAAGCCAUUGAUGUCAAUCUUAUCUAUAUUCAACAUAUAUCCCAGAAUGUACUAGCUAUAACAAAUUGAAAUAUGAUCUACAUAUCUAUAUGAUAAACAGAUCUACGUGGUAUAACAAACAUGUAUGUGAAUAUAUAGUGUUACAGAGAUACUCUAGUGUGUACGUGCAUAUAUCUGAAACGUAAGGAACCAGAGAGCUAGUAAAAACGCGUCAUGCAGUACUACUUUCAAUUAUACAAAUGAUAUAUCUGCGUAAAACAAUAUCGUAUCUAAAUGGAAAUGUAUUAACAUGUUGGCGCGUCGUUUUGCAAUGUAGUUUCCCCCGUUUUACUGUGGAGAGCUUUUGUUGAAGACGUCGUCUGUAGUUAUGAUGCAAGUAUAUAUUUGCUAAAGAUGUUUAAGUCUAGCAACAAAGAUAAGCCGUAUAGUUAUUGAUACAUCACUUCAUAAAUUGUAAUAUAGAAAAGGCUAUGGAGUAUGCAUGACAUAAUGACAUCGCGUUUCCAAAAUAAAUUAUUGCAAGGGUAAAAUUAGAAUUAAAGUACGAAUAAAAUACGAUAUAAAUAUACGUUAUUGAAAGGAGAAACGACGACGAAUGUUUGAAAUGCUAUAGAGAAUCUUGAGAAAUUGAAUAAAUAAAAACGCAUUAAGCAAAAUGA